GCGCUCAGAUUUAGAAAUAGACUUUAUUUCCUUUCCAUGUCUUAUAAGCUGAGUCGAGUUUGCUUACUGAUCAAUAUGCAUUGAACCUUUCUCUUAACAGACACCCAGAAUGGCAGCAGUUGCGUCCAAUUUUGCUCCGACAGUCACAGUAAAAGUGUACAAGAAUGGAAACCGCAACUUUCUUGGUAAAACGCUUGUUAUCAACAGACGUCACAUCCGGACAAUGGACGCCCUGUAUGAUGAAGUUACGGCGCACAUUGCGGCGUUUAAUGCUGUGAGGAAAAUUUGUACACCCAUCGGCGGUCGACCAAUCCAGAGCUUGGAGAAUAUUCAAAACAAGAGCGUCUACGUGGCGGCAGGACGAGAAGAGUUUAAAAAGCUGAACUACGCCGAUCUGGGCAUUUCAAAGCGGCGUCCGCCUCGUAAGACGAACAAUUCUCCAAAGAAAAUGGUCAUUGUGACGGAGGGAAGACAUAAGAUGGAUUACGAGUGGGGCAAACGAGAGUUGAAAAUCAUUCACGUGUUCUGUAAUGGAGAUGUGUUCAGACCGAGUGUGAAAAUCGUACUUCAAAAGCGAUUGCAGCAAAGUAUGGAACAAAUUUUAAACAUUGUGCAAGAGCACGUUUUCGUGGCGGCCGCCAUCGCUGCGCUAUAUACAAUCGACGGCAAGCUGCUGCUAGCCCCCUCGCAGUUAGUCUCGGGACAAAAUUACGUGGCUGUCGAACGAGGGAAGUUUUUUAAACGAGCCAAUUAUGGCGGUGCAGCGUCUUCACUAUCAAGGAGUCCCCGAGCACCAUUUUUACCUCAAAUCGGCAACGGUCAAUUGACCAACAAAGAAGGACGAUUGCCAAAGAAGAAUAACUCGAAACGGAAACCAAGGGUUCAUCUUGCAAAAACUAAUGUCGAAAACAAAAGCAAUGAACUCUUGCCACGUGACCAGUCAAAAACUGUCAAAACUGAGUCUGUCGAGUCACCGCGUGACAUAGUAUCCAACUUGUCCCCAGACCUCACAACCUUUACUCGUGGGCUCCGAGUAUCUCAAGAUAAUUUCACAAUAUCUGCUUCGCCGCCUACACAGCUUGAAAACGAGACUCCAGUACAAGAAUACGCAGGACUUAAAGAGGAAGAUAACAAGGAAGAUAGUUUAACAGUUGGUAAUGUGUUUAAGGCCAGCGGCUUGCUCCAGGAGAAGGCGGCUGAAGUGAAAGACACACAUCAAACAAAGGAGGAAAAGCCAAUCGAUCUACUUCCGACGGAAGAAGUUUUGGAGGAAGUACUUGAACAGGUCGAAGACUUAAGGAAGAGUUCCGGCGAUAAAGACCAGGACACCGAAGGCAGGCAUGAGGGAAAUGAAGACUUUGAAGACAUUGAGACUGUGGAAGAUAAUUCAAAGUUGAAUCAAGCCAAGGACAAUAAAGAGAAGCCGCAAAUACAAGCCUGGCAGCAUGAAGAUUUAGAAUCACGGGCAGCUGCGGAGAGCUCCAAAGAGACGGAGCUGAAUUCUCGGCUCUCACCCAACGAUAAACGCCAGGAACCUUCAACCUCGUCAAACGUGGACGAUGAUAAAUCUACCCAUGUUGAAGCACCGAGUGAGGAAGAGAAAAAACAAGAUGAUGGUUCAAGGAGAGAGACUUCAUCUCCAGAAAAGGCAGCAAGUCCCGCGGCCAGAGAGAAGGAUGAAGACACGCCACCAAGCUCCGAGCCAGAGAAAUCUGAUGAAGAAGAUUCUGAGGAUUCUGAGGAAGAUGAUGACGAUGAUGAUGACGAAGAGGAGAAACAAGAAAACCAAAAUGAGUCUGACAAUCCAGCAAACGAAUCAGAAUCAAAUAAUGUUGAUAAAAACUCUGCGCCUGAUAAAGGUUCUAAUGAUGCGCAGAACAGUGACAAAACCAGCUACAUUUCAUCUCUUGAGGGCUACCAGCCAUCAAACGAGGUCAUUCUUUGUGAAACGUUAACUGCUCCCACACCAGAAACAUCCCGACCUCAGGAAAAUUUGCAGGACCCUGCAAAGUGUGGACAGGUUGCAAUCUUGAAGAAUGUGGAGAUAAAAGAAGAUAUCAAUGGCAGUCCAUCUGAUCCAAAGAGUGAAGACUAUGCAACCACAGAGGGACCUCCAGUAGCCCAUCAUGUCAUUGAAACUACCAGUGUAAGGGCGGAUACUGCCGGCAAAUUUACCGAGCGACAACCGGACAAAGAAGAUGAGGCAGUUGUGCAGUCUACGCUAAAAGAGGCCAGCAAAAUUUCUCUUGAAACAACAUUGAGUGUCUCCAUGCUAAGUCCAUCUGAUUGUUGCCUUACACAAGAGCUUCGAGAGAGUAAGCAAAACUCCACAAGUGUUCAACGUGGCAGAUUCAACCAAAAGUGUCAAUCUGAUCACAAAGCCGAAGAUACUGAUGCUACGAUUUCCUUCAGUAAGUCCCUGAGCAAUUCCCAAGAAGAGACAACAGAGAAAGACGCAACACGUUUAGCUCUUAAUAAUGGAUUCCCGAAAGGGGACUUUGUUGUUGUCGAUCACCAAGAAGAUGAAACGAGUGAAACUCAUAAAGUUGGCAAAGAUUUCAAGACGACAGUAAACCAGACAGAUAUUUCGGACCAUGGAGUGCAAAGAUCGAGCGAUGCUAGGGCGAAGGAGGGUCAAGAAAAUACCACAAGAGUGAACGCGGCAAAUGAAAAGGCAACGGCUACGAAAUUUGGUGUCGAUAAAGAGCAUGAAAACGAGACGUCCAUAGUCGAGGAAGCUGGUUUUUCCACUGGCACAAUGGAGCUUAAUACUUUGCUGUCCGACCCUGUGACUUUAAAUAAAGAAGCUAACCACCAAUUCCCUGCAAAGACAGGAGAAACGAAAGCCUGGAUCGAAUCUAAAGUAGUGGUAGGGGAUGAAAGCCACGAACAGAGCAAGAAAGAAAAUAUUACAUCUUCAGAAGAAAGACACUUGACAUUGAAUGAGUCUGACUGUUCCACACAAGAAGGCGAGAGGGAGCUCACCUUUAAACGGGAAGAUAAAAUAAGCGAUUUGAUUGGAGGGUGCACCACCCUGAUUGAUGAAAAUGGGAAUAUACUCAAGCGUAAUCUGACCACGAUGACGAGGACCUCACCAAGCGACUUGACUAUCUCCGAUGCAGCCGAGCAAUUAAUUUCUAAAGAUGAAAGUUCUGGUUCAGAGAAAAUGCAGUCUGCGAAAUUGGUUUCCAGUCACGAUGCAAAGGAAAGUGACGGCACUUCCUUGAAACAAAAAAUCACUGCAGAAAGUUCCAACCAAGGGAUUGGAUCAGAAGAACAAAAUAACUUGCUGGAGACAGAAAACGACAAGGAGGUUUCUGAACCAGUUUUAAGAUGCAUCCCAAGGCCAUUUAGAGGCAAAGGCAAGGACACAUCUUAUCCGAAGGGCUUUGUCCUCGAUGCAGAAGAGAACAGGGAAGUUGAAUUUAAAUCUCUCACAAGUGCACAGCCUUCAUCACUUCCUUGGAAAAUCAUGGACAAAGCAAAAAAGUUCAUCUGUGCCUGCUUAAAUGCUGAUAAUAAAGGCAUUAUCUACUUCGGAGUUGGAGAUUGUCAAGAACAGAAUUCCAAGUUUAAACGAGGCGAGAUUCUCGGGCUUGAUGUGGAAGACAUAAUAGAUGACAUAAUGAAGGCUUUUCAAUCCGUCCUUGAUGACCACAUUAAGAGUGAUGACGGCCCCCUUAAAAAAGGAGGAGAUCAGAGCUGCGUCAACAUAGAGUUCAUUCCCGUGACGAGUGAGGGAGAACGCACAAACUUGUAUGUCAUCGAAAUCGAGGUCUCUAGAGACUGGAAUUUGUGUAAGGACAAUGUUUACUACAGCAAAUGCUGGACUGAGAAAAGAGGAGUCAAGAUUGAGAAGGAUCAAUCCACAAAGAAACUGGCUGACUUUUACAAAGUGCUCAAAGAUGAAUUUGAUGACGUUGCCAUUCGAACCAGUGGCGCAUCCAGCAGUGUGAAGCAGCAUGAGGUUAACAGGCAGGUGAAAGAACCUCUGACGGCAAAGUAUAAGGAAUGGAAGAGGAAGACAAAACACGGUACGAGUGAGUCACCCGAAGGCCCUAUUCCGGAUGACUCUGACGUCGAGAGGUUCAGUACAGUGGUAAGAGAACGAUUACGAGAAAUGAACUUUAAAGACUUUGGCUACAUUUUAAUUGCCAACAAGUUGCCUCCCCAAUACAGACGAACACCACAUUUGGCUUUCCUACAAAAUAUCCCUUGGCUUGCAGUAUUCGAUUUGUUUGACGCUGCUUCGAAAAUAGAUGGCUUGCACUUUGUUUGCAACGAAACAACAGACGCACCCAGAGCAAAACUCAGAAGCCUCGAUGACUUCAAAGAGGUUUCAUCUGAUUGGAUAUCUGGGAAAGAUUGCACCCUCCCAACAAGAGGAACAACCUGGAUUUUGAACGACGAGGAAAUGCAGAAAGGAGACUGGAUAAAAUGUUGCAGAGACUGUUUUUAUCGAGCCCUCUCAGCAUACAAACUUUGUUUUCCUCCCGGAAAGAUUUUGUGUGUCUUUCUGGGACUUGGUGAUAAUGCCGUUCAGGAGAUGGUAGACAUCAUGGAAUGCUGUUUUAGCAUCUUUGGAAAUAUUGCAAGCAGUUGCAUCACCAUCAUAAGCGAAAACAAGAAUGUGGCAGAGGCAUUCAUCAAGGCUUCUAAACCUUCACUGCAGAAUGACUUGAAAGAAUGUUCCAUUGCCGGAAUUCCCUGGAGCCUGCUAAAAGAAAUCGUCCGAGAAUUGGUUGGGCCGACAAAGUUUGAAGAGAGAGGAGCAACAACUGAACUUCCGUAUUUCAAUGGUCAGCUUAAAGAAGUUCUUAACAAAGUGAUUCACUCAUGGAAUGAUCUCGAAGUUUAUAGUCCAAAUCCCCGACUGCCACGUUUAGCAGAGGAUAUCGAGAAAGCAAGAAAUGCCUUUUACAAGGGUGCUCAGGCAAGCCAGACAAAUUUAUUUCACAACCAUUGCAUCGCCAGGACGCUUGAAGAAGAUACGAAUCUGAAAAUUGAAAAUGCAUUGAAGUCAUUGUCUAAACCUGAUAAGGACCUUGACUGUCAUGUCAAGACCGUCACCGUUCUCUACGAACCAGGAUCUGGUGCAACAACGCUGUGUCGCAGAAUCCUGUGGAACAAACGAAAACACUAUCGAUGUGCCGUCGUUAAGGCAGUAACACCAGCUACAGAUUAUCAAAUCGAGCAACUCCAAGGAAUCCUGUACGAUGACAAGAACAUUAACUUUUCACCUCCCGUCCUAGUCCUAGUCGACAACGUUCCGGAGAAUGAAACCAAGCAUUUAACUGAGAAGAUCGUGAAAAGGCAGACCAAGUGUGUCAUCCUGUCAACGCUCCCUAUUGGAAAAUCAAAAAUCAAGUCUGACUUUGACAUCACUCCACUUCGACAACUAGAUGAGAAGGAGAUGCGACUUGUGAAAGAUAUACUAAUAAACAUCACGAGUGACAGCAAACGAAGAAGGGGUGCAGAAGAGGUUCUAGAGAGGGAGAAGCGUUUCAUUUGGUUCGGGUUGGAGCUUUUCGGACGUGACUAUGACAAGAUCGAGAAAAGGCUUCAGAACCAUAUCAGCAGUACUCUCGACUUUCUGGACGAUUCUCAAGAUAUUCAUGAGAUGGUCCUUAAUUUCUGCUGCUUUCUUCAUUAUUACAGUGAUGGACGCGCUAUCCUCCCCCACCCAGUUGUCAGUGACUUCCUUUACGAAGCCAGCAAUGAAACAGAAGAAAAAUGCGCACUAAUGCAACACAUUCACAAGAUCUUUGGAGGACUUCUUCUGGAAGGAUUCAAUGAGACAAAUGGUUAUCACGGCUGGAGGCCAGCACAUUCUCUCGUCAGUGAGGUUGUAAAGUCGAGAAUAAACAUCGAGGACAUCGCAAUACUUCUUUUGGAAAAGACUCACAAAGGAAAAGCUUAUGCGAACAAGUUCUUGAAGGAGCAAGUUUUCAAUCUAUUCUUGGAGCGCAAAAGAAUUUCCGAUACAGUUGUUCUGGAGGAUCUAGCGACAGAUGAAGGUAGUGUCGAUUCCGACUUCGAGUGUGAGGUGGUUGGCUUCUAUGAAGUGCGCACAAGGUAUUCUCCUUUGAUCAUGGAAAUCCUGAAAAGGGACAAUGACAUUCGCGGAGCCCUCCGGUUGCUUAUCACAAUUUGCCAGAAGGCCUCCCAAACUGAGGGGAUGGCAUACGCUUGGCAGCAGUUGGCUCGAUUCAUGGGUUAUGAGAUGCGCGCGAAAGAAAUGGACCCAAGCGAUAAAUUACAUCAGUUUCUUUACACCACUAUAAACGAGGAAGAGGACGUCAAACUUGACAUGCCAAAGACGGGUAUUGAAGCAGCACACGUUGCAGUGGAUAUAGCCAUAAAUCAGCAGCCUAAGCAAAGUCAUCACUACGUGACAAAAGGAUUUCUCUACUUUCUACAGCUAAGAGACUUCAAGCCAGAAGAACUGCUCAACAUUCCCAGCUCGUUGUCUGCAGUGAUCGAUAUAUGCCGCAAAGCACUAGACGUGUAUGACAAAGCACUAAAAACGACGCAUACACUUAACCACUACUCCAUGAAUGGAAAAAUUCAAGCCAUCGUCUCUCUUCUUGAAAUUGUAAAGGCGUUACCUUUCUUUCGUCCUGACUGUGAGAAGUUUACAAGGUAUUUGAAAAAAUCAGAAAUUCCUGACGAAAUGAAGGACGCAUUGACCCAAGAAGAGCAUACCUACGUCCAAGGACUCAGCACUAUGACACUUGAUCUUUUGAACGAGCUCUUCCGAGAUGUUAGGCUCCGACAGAUGACCACGUACGACGAAAACGAGAUCAGAGGCUUAAGUAAUGCUAAAAUCAGAGCAUCAAAAUUGCGACGAACCUUUUACGACGUUACUGGUUUCGACCGAAGUCAGCUUAGCGACGUGGAUGUUCCAAUGCUUUCGUCACCUUCAACGAGGGAUGCACCAGCUCUUCGCCAGCAGAUUGUUCAAGACAUUCUUUUCAAAUUUGACGAGACUCCAUACAGCUCCUGGGCGAACCUAGCUGACGGAGACGUAUCCAUGAUAUACAAGUUGCUGAUACCACUUUGCAAUCGUGGUUAUGGAAGCCAAGACGAUCUUUUAAUUUGCUGCAAGGCCUGCCUACGUCUGGAAAGGAGACCAACCGUUGAUGAACUGGACAAAAUCGUGAGCAAGUGGGUUGCGAAGUAUCCUAAUUCAGAAUGGGCUCAUCUUUUCAACUACAUGAUCCACUUUCCUACUCCUAAUGGAAGUCUUGCUGCCUUUAGUCAUUCUGCACAGUUAUCGAUUAAAAAGUGCGAUAAAAUCGUUCGAGACAAGACGGGAAUAGGAUUUCGGAAAUCUGGCGCUGAGUACUUUCUCGGAAAAGGAAUUGGAUUGUACGCCAUUGUAACCAGCCAAGAAUUUCGAUGGCUAGAGACAAAGUGGGAAACUAAGACCGACUUUUGGAGAAGCAGGGAGAUCUCGGAGAAGCUGGAACGCGUGUGUGGUCAAAAAGACGUCAAUUUCAAGGGGGUUAUAACGUACCAAGGAAUUCAGCUACGCUUUGACGAAACACGUUAUCCAUAUGAAAGUAAAGACGACUUGUGGUUCUACAUUGGCUUUUCUGUUGCAGGUCCUUAUGCUUAUGAUCCCGUCGACAACGACACCUACGACGUUUUGAGACGCAAAUCAAGCGAGAGCGCGAUGGCAAAUUUUCCAGCAACCGAAGUGACAAAUCCCAAAGACACCUGUGACAGGCCUGUCACAAGAAGGCGUAAACUACGUGAACUGAGAACUUCAAUCAUGAAAAGAAGUCAAGAGCUCAAGGAAGCUAAGACUGAAAAUAUUCUCCUAUCGGGUACCUUUUCUAGUUUUCCUUGCAGUACUCCUCGACGCCAAGCAGAAAACACGAGUAGCUCCUCCAUGCCACAUUUUCCUAACACAGAAGUUAGUAGCUGUCCUGAAAAUCCAGCAUUACUCCCAAACUCCACUUUGUCUUCAAGCUCCAAAGGGGUGCCAGGUGUGUCAUCUUGGGACAGUGCUGAUAACCUCAAUCACCCAACUUCCUCGUCAAGGCAGGUUUCUUGUGCUUCUGCUCUACAACUCGGGCCCACAAUACGGGAGGAACAGAUGAAGAAGGUUGCAACAAAACAAGAACCAGUUGGAACCUCCAAUGACACUCAUCGCACGCCUCGCCCACGCAGGACAAAAUUGCGUGGCUUGAAGUAUUCGAUCACGAAUAGAGGUCAAAAGCCAGACAAGGCUAAGUCCGAAAACCCAGAUGCGCUAUCAGAUAAUUUCACUAGCUCUCCUUGCAGUAAUCCCCAGUUGCAAGCAAAAAAAUCGAGCAGCUCAUCAAUGCCUCAUUUACGCAAUGUGUUGUCCAGUGACUGUUCUGACAAUCCUACAGUGGCCCCAACGUCCUCUUUGUCUUCAAGCUCCAAAAGGUUGCCAGGUAUGUCUUGGGACAGUGCUGAUAACAUCCAUCACCCAACUUCCUCGUCAAGGCAGGUUUUCUUUGCUUCUGAUCUACAACUUAAACCCACAAUACGGGAGGAACAGAUGACGAAAGUUGGAACAAAGCAAGAGCAAGUUGGAACUUGCAAUGACACUUCUCACACGCGUAAGGUAAAAUCUGAUCACCUGAAGUAUUCAAUCACGAAAAGAAGUCAAAAGCCAGACGAAGGUACGGCCGAAAUCCUAGAUGCCCUAUCAGAUGACUUUAAUGGCUCUCCUUNUGAAGUAUUCGAUCACCAAUAG
Orbicella faveolata is the source of this 8734-nucleotide messenger RNA. RefSeq lists its product as uncharacterized. Gene Ontology annotation, cellular component: microtubule; microtubule organizing center. Lineage: Eukaryota; Metazoa; Cnidaria; Anthozoa; Scleractinia; Merulinidae. The record is from RefSeq and is a predicted model, not a curated record. Gene Ontology annotation, biological process: intracellular signal transduction.